GACACUGACACCCAAGGUGAUAAUGGGGGUGACAGUCGGAGGGACACUGACACCCAAGGUGAAAGUCAGCGGGACACUGACACCCAAGGUGAUAAUGGGGGUGACAGUCGGGGGGACACUGACACCCAAGGUGAAAGUCAGAGGGACACUGACGCCCAAGGUGAUAAUGGGGGUGAAAGUCGGAGGGACACUGACACCCAGGUUGAUAAUGGGGGUGACAGUCGGAGGGACACUCACACCCGCGGUGAUGCUGGAGAAGUGCACUUUUUCCCUCCUCUCUACAUACAGAGAUAUACUUUUGCCUUGACCUGUUUAACACAGCACAGUGUUAAAAGUGUGGUUGAUUUUGGCUGUUCCGAGUGUGGCCUGAUGAAAUUGCUGCCAACUGUCCCCAGCCUGGAAGAAGUUGCAUUGGUAGAUAUUGACAAGCAAUUGCUGCAAUCAAAGAAACAUAUCAUUGAGCCAGAACUGCGACAUUACAUUUACCGCAGACAGCGGCCGCUGCAUGUCAAGCUGAUGGCAGGCAGUGCUGAACUCACAGAUGCUCGUCUGCUCCAUUAUGAUGCUGUCUUGUUGAUUGAGGUGAUUGAACAUCUUGAAGCUGGUGUCCUAGAACGUGUGACAGACAAUGUUUUUGGCAACAUGAGACCCAGACUGUGUGUCGUGACCACGCCCAACUCUGAGUUCAAUGUUUUGUUUAACAACGACGACCCCAAAAAGUUCCGCCACUGGGAUCAUAAGUUUGAGUGGAGCCGGCAGCAGUUUCAGCAGUGGUGUCAGCAAGUUUGUCACAAGUAUUGCUACCUCGUGGAGUAUUCAGGUGUAGGCAGCUUGCCCUCCCGGCCACACAGUGACGGUCUUGGGCCCUGUAGCCAGGCAGCCAUCUUUACUCGACAGCAACAGACAGUUUCCCACAAGUCCUUGCCCCAGAAUGCACUCUGCUAUGAAUUGAUUGCGGAGUCAGAUUUUCCGUUUGAGAAGGAUAUCUUAUCACUGGAGGAGAAAAUAGAUUUUGAGGUGUCGUACUGCCUACGUCAGAUGUUUGUUUCAUGUAGGGAUUCUGUGAGUAUAGGCCAGCCCGUUGAGAUACGCAUCGCUGACCUGGCCAAAUUGUACACUGUGAGAAAUUUAUGUGACGAAGCAGGUGUCCGAGAAAGUCUCCACAGAUGCCACCAGCAACUUUCUCUUGAUGGUCUGUGUGUUGUCCUGGAUGCUGACGACAGUGACAAUGAGGAUGAUGACAGUGGUGGCUGGCUUCUGUCAGAAUGUCAUGUACAUGUAGGUCACCGUGAAUCACCUGGGGGGCACCUGUCAGUUACAUGUAGGUCACAGCAAGUUACCUGGGGACAACUGUCAGUUACAUGUAGGUUACCACAAGUUACCUGGGGUUAA
Messenger RNA from Candidula unifasciata, 1392 nucleotides. The record is from the annotation of a GenBank genome assembly. NCBI's taxonomy places the organism in Eukaryota, Metazoa, Mollusca, Gastropoda, Stylommatophora, Geomitridae.